UGCAUAACAGAGGGCUGUGUCAUACCUCACCAGCUAGUGUUCUCACUGCUCAGCCUCCAUGGAUUUGGAGUCUGAAGCCACUCAUUCAGAUACAUAUCUAGAUGCUGCAGCUGCAGAAUCCUGGCUUUUAUCUGAUCCUACGACUGGGUACCUUGAAGAUGCUAUUUCUGGUUGGGGUAUUUGGUGCAACAAAGAAAAUUCAUCAUCCCACUUUCAGGAUCAAAAGGAAUCACUUUAUUUGGAUGACCAGAUAAAUCUAUUUUCAACUUGUUCUGCCACAACAACCCAAGUCCUUGAUAAUAGUCGCGAAUUGAACAUUAGGGGUCAAUCAUCAACACAGAGUGAUAUGCAUGGAGCAAUAAUCAAAGAUGACAGUUCUCAGAGGAGCUGGGCAUCUGGAGACUCAGAUGAAAAUGAUGCUUCAGUUUCAAAGAGUCAGUGGAAGAAAAUAGCAUACCCAUUUGAGUUGGUGAAGCGUGGAGGAAUGGAAGGUGAAACAACCCUAAAAGACAUAAACGAGCAGAUAGUGAUGAGCCCAACAAAGCCAAUUCCACAUCCAGUGCCACAUUCGAUGACUUCUUCUGCGUCAUCGUUUUCAGCUCGCAGUUUUGGUAUGUCAGGGAAAGCAGUGGUAGCCCUCACAAGGAUUCAUACCCAAGGUAGAGGUUCCAUUACCAUUAUGAGAACCAAGGGCUGAGUUCAGCCCUUACUCUUGUAUGAUACAUAUAUCUGUAUGCCUUAGUGUCUCUGUACAAAAACUCCAACCCAAAUCCUGCAUAGUUUAUAAAGAUGAAUGGAGGGUUCAUUAGAUGCAUAAAACUUCACCGGCGAAUGCCUUUGUACCUCUGAAAAAUGAAAUGAACCGAAUUACUAUACAAGUUUUGAAAGAGGAGAACCAGGCCCUUCAAAAUUGAGACUGUACUCACAUAAUCUUAAAGAAAAGGGUUUGAUAUUGC
Molecule: messenger RNA, 956 nt
Organism: Neltuma alba
Lineage: Eukaryota; Viridiplantae; Streptophyta; Magnoliopsida; Fabales; Fabaceae
Exons: 5
Coding region: 59-697 (212 amino acids)
Biological process (GO): male meiotic nuclear division; female meiotic nuclear division
Source: RefSeq, a predicted model, not a curated record